AUGCCGUCCACCCAUGAUUGUAUGACUAGUCGUGUUGUUCAGGACCGGUCGAACGAGGCUUUGCUCUUGAGCAAGUUUAGCGAAGGACGUUGCGAUGUCGAGUUCGUCAAGGACGUUGGCAUUGCGACGCAGCUUAACGAGAUUCUUAACGACAUGUUCCCGGAGGGAAUGGAAAACAGCUUGUUCCUCGGCACGGAUCUGGGUGCGAACUUGGUCGAGUCGCUGUCCAAGAUGUGUCCAUUCGGUGAUAUGGAAAGAUCGUGUGGAGCGGCUGGACGAAAGCGCUUGCACGUUAGCAAGAUUUCGUGCGUCUCUGCCCCUAAUAUGAGCAAUAUGGCCGAGUCCAGGCGUCCACCUGAGAGUUAA
This is a messenger RNA of Fusarium graminearum PH-1, 366 nucleotides long. RefSeq lists its product as uncharacterized. The transcript has a single exon. Bases 1 to 366 code for a protein of 121 amino acids. The record is from RefSeq and is a predicted model, not a curated record. Lineage: Eukaryota; Fungi; Ascomycota; Sordariomycetes; Hypocreales; Nectriaceae.